GGAAAAUGACAGCUAUAGAAUUAUUAGAAAGUAUGUAUUCAUAAACCAUUCUAAUAUCUCUUGAAGAUUACAUUAAAACUAUUUGGGUUUUGUCCGAGUUUACAGCAUUAACUUGGAGCUUCGGGUGUGGAUAGUGUAUUCUAAGCCUCAAUCUAGGCAUGCUCUUGCUGACCAUAGGCCUAUUGAAUAAAUAUAUAAUGCCCUUAAAUAUGUAAUUUAUUUUUUUUUCGAGACGUAACAUGUAGAGCCAGUAAAUUUACAAGCAUAUUCAGCUCCGUGGCCUGAGUGGGUCAACAAUUACCUAGACCCGUCAAAGUUAACAGUACAGUUAUUUCACGCUCUGAUUGCACUGAAAGACCCGUUAAGUAUAUAGAUUUUUUGUUUGAUCGGUGUGACGUCACGUGUUUUAAAUGCCUUCAUGACAGGACACGAUCGAUUUAAAAACAUGCUGAACUUUUUAACAUUACACCGUUAGGACACAGACUGGCGACUGUGAUUCUGCAUGUUGAGCAACUCUUUGACGUUUUAUUAAUUUGGAUAUAUAUUAUGUGACUUUUUACAAGUCAGAUGUAGACACAAACAGGGCACCAACAUGUGAAGGAGAACUUCCGCCCGAGGACCUUAUCAAUCCAAUCCGUCCAUUAGAACAUGCCCACCCAGGAGAGGAAACGGUCACCACCCACAAAUGAUGAAUGCAAACCUGUAAGACAACUCCUGCAACUUCUAAAUGCACCAGUAAUCGGGCAACAGCUUCCUUCCAUAUCGUCAAAGAAAAGUGGGAAUGACACUUAUCAACAAUGGCCCCGUCCACAGGCCAAAAGCGUGCAACACCAGCAACAAUCCACAGAGAGCCUGGUCCUGGAAAAGUUUAACUUACGGUACCAGUCCCAGAGACAGUUUGUGUGUCAUCCACAACAUGAACGUUUUUCGGAAGUCUUUUCGGCCUUGAUCACACGAAGAUUAUGCUGUCUGGACUGGAUCAAUUCGGCUCCUCCAGAAAACAUUCUCCGACUGGUGACGUGCCUGAGGAUCCUGAUGAGAGAACCGGAAUUCCAGAAAGCCUUCUACACUCUCAAGGGACUACAGGUUCUGACAGAGCUGUUCACCAAGGCCACCAACAGCUACCUUCUGUAUGGAGACUCCCCCUAUCUGGUGGACAUUCUGAAGGAAAUGUCAAACAUUUUCCAGAAGUUUGCUGCAGUAAAUGAGACUCAGAGAGAAUGGCUGAUUGAAUGCAAAGUACAUGAGGGACUCCUUCUUCUUCUCCGUGGUCAUGGUGAUGACCUUAUUGCACUACACUGUGCCCUACACGCUCUUCUUGCCUUAGCUCAAUGUCCCAAAGCCCGACAGUUGAUAGCAGAGAGAAGCUGUGCUGAAGAUUUACUGGGGAUCAUAAAGGACUAUGACAGUUUGUCUAAAAAACUGGCAGCGAAGCUCUUACAGAAACUGUGUCAUGAGCGUCUGUGUCAGGAGACUGUACAGGAACACCAGGGAAUCCCAAUCUUACUGAGCCAGUUACACUGUGACAAUGUCAAUCUUCUACUGCCCGUGCUGCAGUGUCUCAUCCACAUGUGUACCCACCCCGAGGCCAAUAAAGAAAUCCGUCAGAUGGGAGGAAUACCCACAAUUCUGGCGCUUUUAAGGUUUGACAGGCAUUUCGUGACGGAGCGUAGCGAGACCGGAUGUGGAGCCGCGAGUGCGGGUCCCCACGGCAGAUCUGCUACCGAAGAUAUAAUGAUCAAUAAUGCCAAGGCAGCAAAUGAAAAACCAUCAGGCAGACAAAAGGCAGAAGAACUUAUGGAUCAGAAAUACCAAGUUAGAUGUGCAUGCUGCACAGCUCUAACGGAACUAGUCAUGAACGAUGCCAACGCCCAGCAGAUAGUGCAAUCUAACGGCAUUUAUAUUCUGGGAAGCUUAAUAUUACCACGAUGUGAAAAGUGCUCACCGGAGGAAACAAAACUGUGUAAAAGUUUACAGAAGUACAGUUUUCGUGCUCUGCGUUUUCUGUUCAGUAUGGAGCGAAAUCGACGACUGUUUAAACGCCUGUUUCCAGUGGAUCUUUUUGAAAUGUUCAUUAACAUUGGCCAUUAUAAACAAGACUUAAAUGAAUAUAAACCAUUAGUGGAGAAAAUUAACAGACUACCUCCUGAUCUUGUGGAGGAGAUUCGCAUUAACAUUCAGGAGACGAAUCAGAAUCGAUCUCCGACUCGCCAUAUUGGUGACUAUGCUGUGUUUGAAUUGUUAGGGAAAGGUGCUUUUGGGUCUGUUUACAAAGUGUGCAAAAGGACUGCCGGCCAGACCUUCCUAGCCAUGAAAGAGAUAAAUUAUGAGUCCCCUGCCUUUGGUCGAAAUUCCCAGGAACGAAAUCAGAGUGUGGGAGAGAUAAUCAACGAAAUUGCCAUAAUUCGAGAACAAAUGAAACAUCCUAAUAUUGUGCGAUAUUACAAGACAUUUGUGCAAGAGCAAAAAUUAUACAUUGUGAUGGAGCUAAUAGAAGGGGCCCCAUUAGGGGAACAUUUUAACUCCCUAAAAGAAAAGAAUAUGAAAUUUCCCGAGGACAGGAUAUGGAACAUUUUCAUGCAGAUGGUGCUGGCGCUGAGGUAUCUGCAUAAGGAGAAAGGGAUUUACCACAGGGACCUGACCCCCAACAACAUUAUGUUGGGAGAAGAUGACAAAGUUACUAUAACUGAUUUUGGAUUAGCCAAGCAGAAGAGAAGUGACUGCAGUAAAAUGACGUCAGUAGUGGGCACCAUCCUAUACUGGUGUCCAGAGAUUGUGCAGAACUUCCCCUAUGGAGAAAAGGCUGACAUUUGGGCCCUAGGUUGUAUUCUGUACCAGAUGUGCACCUUACAACCUCCAUUUUUCAGCGACAACAUGUUAGUGCUAGUCAAUAAGAUUGUGAAUGCCGAGUAUACCCCCAUUCCAGAAGAUUAUUAUUCAGAUCGAAUUGUUCAAACCGUCAGAAGCUGUAUUUGUAAAUCGGUGGAGGAUCGACCAGACACUGUGGAGUUGGCUUCCCAGAUUGCCGACAAACUUCUUGUACAUGUGGACAACCUCCGGAUUAACCAGAUCACACUGGAGAAAAAGCUAGAGAAGGAACGAAAGAAAGCACAGAGACAUUACUUUGAGGCCAGUCAGAACAUUCAGAAGUAUCACCAGUUAUUCCAGAUCUCUCAGGAGAAGUACGACCGCUUGGCCAACCUAGCAGGAAGUGGCGGAGCAGUGAGUCUGAAGAAUGGGGACGUCGUGGAUCCGAGUCUCGUGGAGGUUGAGUUUACGCGGGCUUUGCAAUCAGAGUCUCUUUCGUCAGGAGGCCUGUCAUCUGAUGAGGAAGAUGAGAGCUGCCCCAGCAGUGAAUGUGAGAGCCGGGAAAGCAGUGCUGGGAGUACGCGGGGGACGAGACACCUCCCCUCCAUCCCUAGACCCCCCCACACACCAAAAACUCGCCGGGCAGAGCGCAGGCCAAAACACUCACAGUACACGCUAUCACCCCUAAGUCUGGACAUCCCCAAUGGCCACUCUCGUACAAUUCGGGACUCUGGAUACAGCUCGGGUGACCCCUCCCCCAAUAAUCUGAUGUCUGCCGCCAGUCCCUCUGAUCUCAUCCUCAAUGGUCAUGAGCAAAACCUGACCACCCGGGAUUACCACCGCUCAAACAGCCUGCCCGCCCCACGGCCUGUCAGCAAGAACAGGAAGAAGACCAAGAGACCCAAUAGUGCUAACACCCCGACAGUGACAAUUUCCCAGCGUCGAGUCCGACAGAUCAGUGAUCCCAUCCAACAGAUGAUGCACCAACUCCACAAAAUUCUUUAUAUCUGCCAGCUCCCACCUACACUGGAUCCGCACCCCAAACGUCGACUGGUGGAAAAGUUUAAAAGAGCACUGUUUGCUCCCUAUAGCGACAGUCUCAACCUCAAAACUGAAGUGAAAAAGUUAAUGUCAGGAUCAAGGGAGAUAAUAGAUAUGAAUUUAGGCCCAGUAGAGAGCAAAAGGGUCAGCUCAGCUAGUUCUGUGGAAGGGGAGACCACUCCAGAUGAAAAAAAAGUGAACAACCAGUUUGAUCCGGAUUUUAAGGAGGCAGGAAUUACCUACGAACAAAUGCAGACUUACAUAGAGGGAAUUCUCAGUGACUGUGGCUACUACAGUAGUCUGCCCAGUGCCCGGGGCAGAACACCUCCACUGGGACCAAUAUUACCUAAGUAGGCCCAGGUCUGGCCCAUUACUUAAGAAUUUAUCAGUGGUUCGGUUUAUUUUAGAAUCAAGUUUAAUCAGCAAGAGGUAGGAGUGACGAUGUUUAAGUUUCAAUCCCUUUUGAUGUCAGUUUAAGGAUGUUAAUCUUAAUUCCAUCGUGUAGAAUUAUCUGCUAUGAGUGUACUUCAAAUAUUCUUUUAAAAAAAAUCAUUCCUUGAAUACAUUCCUGAAAAAUCUCCUAAUUCUUUCAUAAUCAUUCCACUAUGCUGAACGAGCAGAAAAACCGUAAAAUUCUUCCAUAUUCUGGAAACAUAGAACGAGGAUUACUGAACACAGGAAUCAUUAAAAAAAAAGGAUUUUAACAAUGUGUUGAACAAAUAAAUUUCAAGUGCAUUAACUUAUGAAAAUUGCCAAAUCAAAAUAUAGUAUUCCAACCAUCGGGUGUUGUUAAGCAAUUUAAAUACUUUUAUGAUUGUUACAAAGUCGUAUUUAUUAUGCAUCUUGAAAAUAUUGAAUUAUCAAAUUUUCAUUUGCAAAAGAGACUGUUAUGUUGUUGUUACGAUGUAUUUUUCGGUACUUACCAAGUCCAUGUUUUUCAAAGGUCAGUCAAAAUGUGAUUGUUUAUGUGCGUCUGAGAAUAAACAUUUUAAAAGUUUUGUGGACGAUCAUUUUUUUUAUGUUUAUCUAAUUUUGUGGUAAGUUUAUUUUCAUAGGCUGAUAUUUUUUUUACAUCACCUUUAAAGAAGAGUGUGUGAUGAAAAUGGACCAAAAUAAUUAUAUUUAUUUUUGUAUGUAUCAAGAGAAUGUUUUAUUCUUUGAUCUGUGCUAUAUUCGUUUAUUUUAUUGAUGCAUAUUUACACAAUUCCAUCCAGAUUUUACAAGUGUUUAUGCAUUAUGUUUAUGUUUAUGCAUUUUUUGUUCUCAAAACAAAAAUGAUUUGUGUGGUGUUUUUUUUUUUUAUUAUGCCGUCCAUAGUUUUACUUGUCUUAUGUGUACAGUACCUUUUCAUAAUAUGCCAAUUUCUUUACAAAGAAUUGUAAUCUAUAGAUAAAUUUCCAGGAUUUUCACACUUGCCUGAACUAAAUGAUAUGCAAAUAGAUAUGAAAGAUUUAUGCAAAAAAUUGAAAGAGAUAUAAUUUCUUUUGAAAGAAAACUAUUAAUUAGUUUUUGUUCAACUGUUUUGGUUUCUAAUGUGUUUAAAAGUUGGAUCAAUUGGGGUUUUUUCCCUUACUUUUCAUAAUGUUAAUUGUAUGACCCCCCCCCCCCCUCCCCUUCCUUAUUUAAGAGUUGGAUUAAUUGGGUUUUUUCAUAAUGUGAAUCAUAUGACAUCCCCACCCCCCUUAAAAGUUAGAUAAGUUGUUUGGGCUUUCUUUUCUUUUUUUAUGUAAAUUGUAUAACACCCCCACCCACCCCCACCCAUCCCGGCAUUAAAGUGCUAUAUAUAAAUACUUUGAGUGUGUAUUUGUGUGAUAGGUUUGUUGAUCAUCUACAACAUAGAAAUCCUAGCAGACAUAUACACUCAACAUGCUGCAAAAUUUUGUUGCAAUGAUUAAGAAAAAAGAGUUACAUUUUCUUGUAUGCAGAAAUGAGUCCUUAUGUAUUUACUAGGGUGAUCUAGAAACAUCUCGGUGUGUCGUAUAUGUACUUAUUUAUUGUUGAUCCAGAUGGUGGUUUUUUUAACCUUUUGUUGUGGUAUAUAUACCGUCCAGUUCUUUUAUUUAAAGGUUGAAUGUUGUUGAUAAUAUUAUGAUAAUUAAUAAAUUAUUGAUAUUUAAUAUAUAUAUAUAUUAAAUUUAUAAAGUAGUAUAGUGAUAUUUAAUUCUAAUUUUAUUGAUUUUUGUUGAUUUUGAUACAAUUUAAUUUUUAUUUUGUAACAAAAGAUAUCUUUAGUGCUGUGUUUUGUUCCAUCAAGAAAUCAAAAUGGUGUUUUUGGACAAUUUCGUCCAUUUGCAUGGCUUUUAAGCAACUGAUUGAAGGGUAGUAUUAAUGGAGGGAAAUUGAAAACUUCAAGGAUUAUUAGUUUUUACAAAAGUGCUAUAAAAUUAUUUAGAAUUAAAAAGUAUACAUAAUUAAUGACAUGGAAAUCAUUAUCAUUUUAUGUAAUGUUUUAGUCAUCAUUUGCAAUGUACAGUUGUGGACCCCCCAGGUUUUUAUGUCCGUGCAGUAGAUAUUCCAUUGUUUUAUCCUACUUAUUUUUAUUUGGGUUUUUUCCGUCCAAUUUGUGAGUGAGAAUACAAAUCUUGCACAAAGUCAAUCAUGUUUAGUUUGUGACCUCUACAAGGUCAAACCUGAGUCAUGUGACUGUGUUACAUCACUUCUAUAUUUGUGUUGUAUCGGAAUUUCCUUUGUAUCACGUGAUAAAUUUGCAUUCCCAUUGAUUUAUUUCUUGUUGAUGAAUACAUGAAUAUUUAUUGUAUGAUGUAUAUUACAUGACAAUUUCACUUGUCAAUAAAUUUAAUAAACUGA
Ostrea edulis (European flat oyster) is the source of this 6657-nucleotide messenger RNA. RefSeq names its product serine/threonine-protein kinase Nek10-like. Lineage: Eukaryota; Metazoa; Mollusca; Bivalvia; Ostreida; Ostreidae. The coding region runs from base 649 to 4203 and encodes 1184 amino acids. The transcript is spliced from 28 exons. Gene Ontology annotation, molecular function: protein serine/threonine kinase activity; protein binding; ATP binding. Gene Ontology annotation, biological process: protein phosphorylation. The record is from RefSeq and is a predicted model, not a curated record.